Emiliania huxleyi CCMP1516 is the source of this 784-nucleotide messenger RNA. RefSeq lists its product as hypothetical. NCBI's taxonomy places the organism in Eukaryota, Haptophyta, Isochrysidales, Noelaerhabdaceae. The transcript has 6 exons. The record is from RefSeq and is a predicted model, not a curated record. Bases 1 to 762 code for a protein of 253 amino acids.
AUGCCUCGCGUCCCGCCACCGACGGCCAACUUCUUUGCUCGACUUUUGCCGCCUCCGCCGCCAAACCCAGCUGACGUGUAUCAGCCGGUGUUGAGCGUCUCGGGCGGCCUGCCUUCGUCCUACCAAGACCUUUACGACACGGCGGUUCGGGGAGUGCUGCAGAGCCUGGAGACGGAGAAGGCAGUGGACUUCCCGCCCAUCGCCAGCAUCAACGCGCGCAGCGACGGCUCUGCGGCGUCGGAACAGAAGGUGCACGAGGCGAACGCGCGGUUUGCGCUGCAGCUCUGCGGACGCCUGGCCGACAGCAGCGUGUGUGACGGCGAGCCGGUGCUGGUCGGUUGCAGCUCAGGCGCGCGCGCGGCACUCGGCGGCGAUGCCCUAUCGCUGCGCGACGCCAAGCAGGCGCUCAAGAUUUGCGCGGGCGACAAGGUCGUGGUGGUGGUGUCGCCCGUCUUGGACGAGGAGUGGGACGCGGCGACGGCGCUGGUCGAGCCGCCCGCUUCGGCCGCCGGCCUGGUCGUCGUGAACGGGCAGCUGUCCAACGGGCUCUUGCCGCACGCGUACUUUUAUCGGCCGAUGUCGGCCUUCUCGGCGGUGACGGGCGGGGUGGCGCGGCUCUACCCAGGCCCAUACGAGUGCUUCGAUGCGAGCGGCGAGCGGGUGGAGCUGGAGGUGCCGCUGGCGAGGCAAGGCGCUCGCGCUUUGCCAGACACAAAGGGUGCGCAGAUGGCACUGCAAGAGCGGUUUGGCGGAGCGCGGUAAGGAAGGAAAGUGUAUACACAGG